Molecule: messenger RNA, 291 nt
Organism: Blepharisma stoltei
Lineage: Eukaryota; Ciliophora; Heterotrichea; Heterotrichida; Blepharismidae
Source: the annotation of a GenBank genome assembly
AUGACACUACUUGCGGGUCUUGCACUUCAGAAAGCGACGCAGUUUCUUCAACAUCUCCAAACACUUGCUCAGCUAAAUGUACAAUUGGCUCAAACGGCUGCGCAACUUGCACAGAUGACACUACUUGUGGGUCUUGCACUUCAGAAAGCGACGCAGUAUCUUCAACUUCUCCAAAUACUUGCUCACCUAAGUGCACAGCUGGCUCAAAUGGCUGCGCAACUUGCACAGAUGACACUACUUGCGCGUCAUGCACUUCAGAAAGCGAUGCAGUAUCCGGAAACAAAUGUGUAG